GGGCCCCCGCCGGGCCCAUGGGCUGCGGGGCCGAGCUGGCGCGCUGAGCGCGGCGCGGCUCCCGGGUGCGGGCCGGAGGCGAGCGUGAGCGAGGUCUGGCACCAUGCCUGGUCCCACCAAGCCCUAGGCCGCAGCCCCUGCGCACGUCCGGGGUCACCCCCUGCCACCGCCCACGGCCACACCAUGGCCGGGGACCGGCUCCCUCGGAAGGUGAUGGAUGCCAAGAAGCUGGCCAGCCUGCUGCGGGGCGGGCCCGGGGGGCCUCUGGUCAUUGACAGCCGCUCCUUCGUGGAGUACAACAGCUGGCACGUGCUCAGCUCCGUCAACAUCUGCUGCUCCAAGCUGGUGAAGCGGCGGCUGCAGCAGGGCAAGGUCACCAUCGCGGAGCUCAUCCAGCCCGCCGCCCGCAGCCAGGUGGAGGCCACGGAGCCGCAGCACGUGGUGGUCUAUGACCAGAGCACGCGGGAUGCCAGCGUGCUGGCCGCAGACAGCUUCCUGUCCAUCCUGCUCAGCAAGCUGGACGGCUGCUUCGACAGCGUGGCCAUCCUCACAGGGGGUUUCGCCACCUUCUCCUCCUGCUUCCCUGGCCUAUGUGAGGGCAAGCCGGCUGCCCUGCUGCCCAUGAGCCUCUCCCAGCCCUGCCUGCCCGCGCCCAGCGUGGGCCUGACCCGCAUCCUGCCCCACCUCUACCUGGGCUCUCAGAAGGACGUCCUGAACAAGGAUCUGAUGACCCAAAACGGAAUAAGCUACGUCCUCAAUGCCAGCAACUCCUGCCCCAAGCCUGACUUCAUCUGUGAGAGCCGCUUCCUGCGCGUUCCCAUCAACGACAACUACUGUGAAAAGCUGCUGCCCUGGCUGGACAAGUCUAUCGAGUUCAUCGAUAAAGCCAAGCUGUCCAGCUGCCAGGUCAUCGUGCACUGUCUGGCCGGCAUCUCCCGCUCCGCCACCAUCGCCAUCGCUUACAUCAUGAAGACAAUGGGCAUGUCCUCCGACGACGCCUACAGGUUCGUGAAGGACCGGCGCCCGUCCAUCUCGCCCAACUUCAAUUUCCUGGGCCAGCUGCUGGAGUACGAGCGCAGCCUGAAGCUGCUGGCCGCCCUGCAGGGGGAGGGCGCCUCCCACCCCGGGACGCCAGAGCCCCUCCCGGGCCCUGCAGCCACACUGCCGCCGCUGCCACCACCUACCUCAGAGAGGGCCGCCGCCGCCGGGAGCGCCGCGGCCACUGCCUCCAGGGAGGGCGCACAGAUUGCAGGCGGGGAGACCCCCACGCCCGCUGGCGCCGCCGCACCGGCCACCAGCGCGCUGCAGCAGGGCCUGCGCGGCCUGCACCUCUCCUCCGACCGCCUCCAGGACACCAACCGCCUCAAGCGCUCCUUCUCGCUGGACAUCAAGUCGGCCUAUGCUCCCAGCCAGCGGCCCGACGACCCCGGGCCCCCCCCCGCGGAGGCCCCCAAGCUCUGCAAGCUGGACAGCCCGUCGGGGGGCGCGCUCGGCCUGCCCUCGCCCAGCCCCGACAGCCCGGACCCGGCGCCCGAGACGCGCCCGCGGCUGCGCCGGCGGCCCCGGCCUCCAGCCGGCUCCCCGGCGCGCUCCCCCGCGCACGGCCUGGGCCUGAACUUUGGCGACGCCGCCCGGCAGACUCCGCGGCACGGCCUCUCGGCCCUGUCGGCGCCCGGGCUGCCCGGCCCCGGCCAGCCGGCCGGCCCGGGCUGGGCGCCGCCGCUCGACUCGCCGGGCACGCCGUCGCCCGACGGGCCCUGGUGCUUCCGCCCCGAGGGCGCGCAGGGCGCGGGCGGUGCGCGGUUCGUCCCCUUCGGCCGCGCCGGCGGGCAGGGCGCGGGCGGCGGCGACCUGCGGCGGCGGGAGGCAAGGGCCGAGUCCCGAGAAGCGAGGACCGGCUGGCCGGACGAGCCGGCCCCCGAGACGCAGUUCAAGCGCCGGAGCUGCCAGAUGGAGUUCGAGGAGGGCAUGGUGGAGGGGCGCGCGCGCGGCGAGGAGCUGGCCGCCCUGGGCAAGCAGGCCAGCUUCUCGGGCAGCGUGGAGGUCAUCGAGGUGUCCUGACCGCGGCCCCCCCCCCCGAAAUCUAUAUUCUAUAUAAUGCAAAGAAAGGUAAAUGGUUUUACUGCGAUUUUUAUCGAGAAGUAAAUAUUUCGAUUUUUUAUUUAUUUAAGCUGUUCAUUCUGGCAAUGAUUUGGCAACAGUGCGGGCGGUCCCCGGAGCUCUAUUUUUACUGUCUGGUAUUUAAACCGAAACCCAUGUUUCUAAGCAAUAUGAGGCCACCCUCGGUUGCAAGCUGGGGUGCCAGGCCUGGGGUCCCCUCCCCACCCCCUCCCCCAGGAAACACUGCUGACCGUUGCAAAGAGGCUGCUGAGCUUUUUCUGCACUUUUUACAUAAGAAAAGGGGAAAAAGGAUAAAAAAAACUUUGCCACAAACUGAGCCGCAGAGCCGCCCUGCCCGCCCCCACCUCUUCCUGUUCUCUGCUUUCCCAGGCUCGGCACCAAAGCCAUAGGUGGGAGGAGGUGCCCCCCCCACCCCAGUGGGUGUGGCCGGGGAGGCGCUGCCAGCCCCCUGGCUGCUGGAGGCGCCAGGUCUUGGUGCCACAGAGAGCACCCCCACUGCCCAUCCCCCGGGCCUGUGGCCUGGCAGGUGUUGAGGGACCAGGGUGUUCAGAGGGUUGGGGCCAGGUGAAGAGUGUCAGGUGACCGGGGGCCCCCACUCCUGCCAGAGCCUGGGUCCAGGGUCCAGGGCUCAGAGGAGGCUGUCCCCCUCUCCUCAGCUUUGUGGGUGCCCCUUAGCGCCAGCUGCCAAGAGGAGGACCUUGGCCCCAGGGGAGGCCGGAGGGACCCGCUGGGCAAGCCAGUGCUGGCUUCGCUGGUCUGGGGGCAGGUGCAUUUAGGGUCUUGUUCUGGGCUCUUGCCCCCCAGGCUCCCAGCCAGUGCAGGAAUGUCCCUGAGGACCGGCUGCCUUGCAGAGGGAGGGGCCGUUGGCACUCCCAGACCCUUAGGCUUGGGGGUGGGGGUGGGGGCCUUAGUUGGGAGGGCCUCCUGCAGGCAGGGGAAGAUCCCUGUGGGAGCAGGUGCAGGAGGCGUCCUGUCCCCUGUCCGCCCCAGCCCCCACAGGGUCCCCGGGGAGCCCGCCCCUGCGGAGUCUCCAGCUGUCUUCCAGGUGACAUGCCCGGUCGGUCCGGGUGGGGCAGCCUGGGGGUGCGGGCGGGAGAAAAUGCCCCACCGCCCCUGCCCUCUCGGGUCAAGGGGACCCGAGGCUUCUGGAGGCAGGAGUAGGUGUCCCCUGACCUCCGUCUAGGGGCAGGGGCUGGUCACCUUGGGAAGAGGCCAGGGGCUUGGCGGGAGGGGGGAAGGCCGGCCGGGGCAGGACAGUCCCCAGCCGGCGGGGGAGGGGGGUCUGCCCCCAGCUGCCCUCGGCUGUUUCUUCUGUUUGUUCUUUUGGCUCCCAGCCCUGUGUCCCUGUCCCCCCUCCUUUGAGCAGAAGUCCUGUCCCUGUCCCCUCUGUCCCCACCCCGUUCCCCGAGAAAAUAAGCUAUCAUUGUUGUAUUUGCAAUCUAUGGAUGAGAGGUUUAAGUAUUUAUUAUUAUUGGUUAAUGAUUCUGAUGGUCGAAUAUGUAAUCUGCCUCCCGUCCGUCUGUCUGUCGCGGCGGGUUUCUGAGGUGACCCUGGGUGCGCAAGAUGCACUGCCCCCCUCACGCCCCCCCCCGGGGGGCCACUGGCUGGGCCCCAGCUCUCUGGGGGCAGGUGCUGCAGCCGCCCCUGCCCCCGUCCUUCCCCAGGGCUGCAGCCGUCCUGGGGCUUCUGUCCUGGGGCGCGUGGAGGCUCUUGCUCUGCGUCCUGACCCAGCUGCCCUCCUGUGCUGGGGGGACGGCCAGGCACUGGGCCAGAGCCCUCCCUGGUCACCUCCGCACACCGUCCAAGGCGCCAGCCAGUCCCCUCCCAGUCUCUCAGCCCUCCCGCCCCUCCGGCCCCUGGGCCCUGGCAUGGGGGGGGGUCCCCCAGAAUGGACCCAGCCCCCUCCUAUUAUUUGCUGGAAAGUCCAGCGGAGGAGAGGUGGCUGGUCCCCCCGCAGGGCUCCCGGUCUCUCUGGACCGGGCAGCCCACCCACCUGCCCGCCCCCCUCAGAGCCCCGCCCCCAGCGCCACCCCUCCCCCCGCACCCCCAUCCCGUCCCCUUCUUUUGUAUUUGGAAACAACGUGUUGUAAUAAACCUGAGAUGGAUGUUUUC
This is a messenger RNA of Sus scrofa (pig), 4233 nucleotides long. RefSeq names its product dual specificity phosphatase 8 (gene DUSP8). Gene Ontology annotation, cellular component: cytoplasm. Lineage: Eukaryota; Metazoa; Chordata; Mammalia; Artiodactyla; Suidae. Gene Ontology annotation, molecular function: MAP kinase tyrosine/serine/threonine phosphatase activity; protein tyrosine/threonine phosphatase activity; MAP kinase tyrosine phosphatase activity. The record is from RefSeq and is a predicted model, not a curated record. Gene Ontology annotation, biological process: peptidyl-tyrosine dephosphorylation; negative regulation of MAPK cascade.